AUGUCAAUUCAUAAGUUUAGAAGAAAGAAGAUUUUAGAAGGUUAUGGAAGAUACUGGGAUUUUGAGGAGAAUGCUUUGCUUACAGCUGAAAAAUGUUGUGCCCUUGACCAUGAAGCCAAAUUCAGGAAUCUAGAACAAAAUGAUAAAGAAAAGAGCAACCGUAUUGCUAAAUUGGAUGAUGAUAUCAAGGAAAUCAAACAAUCAUCGGCUAAUACUAAUAUUUCUCCUAAAAUAAAUUUUGACAAUGCAUCCAACUUUGAUGUAUGCCAGGAGUCAAAUUCACCUAUUCUAUAUCGUUAA
Diversispora eburnea is the source of this 300-nucleotide messenger RNA. The record is from the annotation of a GenBank genome assembly. NCBI's taxonomy places the organism in Eukaryota, Fungi, Glomeromycota, Glomeromycetes, Diversisporales, Diversisporaceae.